Cryptomeria japonica (Japanese cedar) is the source of this 3149-nucleotide messenger RNA. RefSeq names its product kinesin-like protein KIN-13A. Gene Ontology annotation, molecular function: microtubule motor activity; microtubule binding; ATP binding. Gene Ontology annotation, biological process: microtubule-based movement. The record is from RefSeq and is a predicted model, not a curated record. The coding region runs from base 322 to 2652 and encodes 776 amino acids. The transcript is spliced from 13 exons. Lineage: Eukaryota; Viridiplantae; Streptophyta; Pinopsida; Cupressales; Cupressaceae.
CGCCGUCCACCAAAUUUAAAAUUAAAUUCAAAAGGAAAAAACAAAGACAUUAAUGCAAGCAGAAUGGAUUAAUGCUGUAUAAGCUAUACCUAUAUCUGUUUGCAUAAAACACGGAUUUGGCUUUUGCCACAGGCGGAUACAAGGCAAAAGCCAAGCUCCUUCCGUAUUUGCAGGCGACAUUAUUUUAUUCUUUUCAGUCUGCGAUCUUCAAUUACUCAUUCAUCCAUCCCGCAGGCCUUUCUGCAUAACUCCUCGUUAUUAGCGCCACAAGGAUCGGCCAUUGUAUGAAAAACAGGAUUUCAACUUUUGCCUAUUAGCAGGAUGGGGGGCCAUAUGCAGCAGAGUAGUGCAGCGGUAUAUGAUCACACGGGAGGUUUUGGGGAAGCCGGCGAUGCCGCCAUGUCGCGAUGGUUGCAGUCUGCUGGCCUGCAGCAUUUGGCAUCCAACGGACUCGAUCAGAGGUUUCUUCCAAAUUUACUUGCGCAGGGAUAUGGUGCACAAUCCUUGGAGGAGAAGCAGAAGGUGUUUAGGAUGUUAAGGAGCAUGAACAUGGGUAAUGAAAAUGGGCUGGACACUCUAACUCCACCAUUGGCUAACACGGACGGGUUCUUGUCCCCUGAAAUGAGAGGUGACUUUGGAGCUGGGCUUUUGGAUUUGCAUGCCGUAGAUGACAAUGAACUGCUUUCUGAGCAUACAUUGGCAGAAUCUUUUGAAACAUCACCGUUCAUGCCUAUCAAUGAAAGAGGUUUUGAGAACAGUUUUGAUGCUGGCAGCAGUUCAGGAAAACAGCUAAUGGGUCAGAUGGACAUAAACUCUUUAAGAUCAUCUGCAACGGAUAGAGAAGUCAAUGGGAAAGAAGGCAACCUGGCAAAAAUUAGAGUUGUGGUACGAAAAAGGCCUUUAAACAAAAAGGAGUUGGCUCGAAAGGAAGAUGACAUAGUGACAAUUGAUUCAAAGGCAUGUUCAUUAACUGUUCAUGAGACUAAGUUAAAGGUGGAUUUGACAGCAUAUGUGGAGAAAAGUGAAUUUACUUUUGACUCUGUUUUAGACUCGUAUGUCACCAACGAGGAGGUUUAUCGAUGUACUGUGGAACCCAUUAUUCCCAUUCUCUUUCAUCGCACAAAAGCAACAUGUUUUGCAUAUGGUCAGACAGGUAGUGGAAAAACCUACACAAUGCAGCCAUUACCUCUUAAGGCAUCAGAGGAUAUACUAGGUCGUAUGAAUCAACCUGUAUACCGAAAUCAAGGAUUCCACCUGUGGCUUAGCUUUUUUGAAAUUUAUGGGGGCAAACUCUUCGAUCUUCUCAGUGAUAGGAGGAAACUAUGCAUGAGGGAGGAUGGUCGGCAACAAGUCUGUAUUGUUGGCUUGCAAGAAUUUGAAGUCUCAGAUGUACAAGUUGUGAGGGACUAUAUUGAAAAGGGAAAUGCAUCUCGAAGCACUGGAUCAACUGGUGCCAAUGAGGAAUCUUCUAGGUCUCAUGCCAUACUACAACUGGUUAUUAAAAAACACAGUAGUGGCAAUGAGAUGAAAGGGGCCAAAACAGUUGGGAAGAUGUCUUUUAUUGACCUUGCUGGAAGUGAACGUGGUGCUGACACUACAGACAAUGACAGGCAAACAAGGAUGGAGGGAGCUGAGAUUAAUAAGAGCCUGUUGGCUUUGAAAGAGUGCAUACGGGCUCUUGAUAAUGAUCAAAUUCACAUUCCUUUUCGUGGAAGCAAGCUAACAGAGGUUCUUCGCGAUUCAUUUGUUGGUGACUCACGGACUGUUAUGAUCUCAUGUAUUUCUCCUAAUGCAGGUUCUUGUGAACAUACACUCAAUACUCUAAGAUAUGCAGACAGGGUUAAAGGACUUUCAAAGAGCAACAAUAAAAAAGAUCAAACUGUAAGCAAUUUAGCUCCUCCACAAAAGGAUUCACCACCGUCUGCUCCUGUGGCUUCUGUGGAGUCUUCUGAUUAUAAUCAGGAGUCAUCAGCUGCAUAUAAUAUUAGAAAGACAGUUGAAAUUCCAUCAUUUUAUGGUCACAAUGGAGACCUUGAUGCACAUUCCUCUAAUUUAGUUUCAAAUUACUCUCUUAACACCAGAACUGAAACUGGAAUGACUUCAAAUUCUUUAGAAAAGGAUAAAACCAACUUGAGAGAAAAGUUUUCUGGCAGUCAGAAAUUAUCCUUGGUAGGUGUGAAAUCCAAUGAUAUGCAUGAUGUGCUUUCUCCAACUAGUAGGAAGAUAUCUAGAGAACAGAAACCUGAGAAACAGAUGUACUGGCAAUCAAAAGAGGAUGUCAAACCUGAUGCAUCAUAUGUGGUUUAUAGCCGACAACAAUCAUAUACUGAUGAAUCUGCAUCAAAUGCUGCUUCACUAAGACCAAAGGAAACAGAAUAUGAUGGGCACAUAAAUGCAAUACUAGAGCAAGAGGAGGCUUUAGUAGCUGCCCACAGGAAGGAGAUUGAAGACACAAUGGAAUUAGUGCGGGAGGAAAUGAAACUUAUCACAGAAGUGGAUCAGCCUGGAAGCCGUAUAGAUCGAUACGUGUCCCAACUAAGUUCAGUUCUCUCACGCAAAGCAACUGGGUUGGUUAACCUACAAGCCUGUCUUGCAAGGUUUCAGCAGAAGAUGAAGGAGCAUGAGAUUUUUAGCAGAAGGGAAAUGCAUUAGUUUGAAGUUCAAGCUGCUGGUUGCAGGGCAUGGAUACAGAUGUGGAAUCGUGACGAUCCUUGUGACAAUUGUUGAAGAUGGAGAAAUUAGUAGAGACAUUGAGAGCCCUGAAGUUUGUCAAAAGACAAGAAUCUUUGCAUGCUAGUGUGUGCAUUGAAAUUUUGAUGAUUCGCUAUUAUGAAAUACUCAUGCAGAGGAGGCUUUUACCUUGGUUGUCACCUGUGAUUAAUACUAAUUGUAUACAGAAGCAUUUCAUAUGUACUUUGAUUGUAACCAGAGCCACGUGAGAAAAAUUGGGUGGCAUAUAAUGAAAACUAAAUUGUUCUAUAGGUACUUGGAUAGUAAUGAACCAUACUGCUUCUGCAAUGUUGUUCCGUGAGUAGCUAAAGGUGGGUGACCAUUACGCCAAUAAUGCAAAUCCACUCUUAGGUAUGGUAGUGAACUGUGUGUGUGUGUCUUUACACGGUAGCUCAAGCAAAUAAAAAUGUACUUUAUUA